AAUCGAUACUUGUAAAUGGAAAGGGCGAUCGCGGAAUAUUAUUCAUUUAUGUUUAAAACAAUGAAUUCCUUGGACAACAAGUAAAUCGAAAUAAGCACAGCGUACCACGUGCAACCCGCUCACAAACAUUCCGUGGGCCGGUUGGAACGGUUCAAUAGUAAGUAAUACAAGUAAUACACUGGUGACAAUAAUCAUUGUGGCAUGGCGGAGACUCACUCGAAGGGUGCUUACAACUACAAGACAUUGCUAUGCACAAAUAUACCCGAACUGUUUCUCGACAAGUUUGUGGCGCGAUCGCAUUUUGGUCGCUUUGGCAGUUUGGUGAAUUUUGUGCUGCGUCCGCGCCGCAUGACCUGCACGGUUAGCUAUGCCAGCGAAUCGGAGGCAGAAGUGGCGCUGCGCGAGGGCAGCGUCUAUAACGGGCAUAAAUUCGAAAUGUGCUAUGCGGAAAUGGAGAGUUCGCCGGCACAGAAGACCGAGGAAUGGGUCGAUCCCGAUGUGCAGGCCGAACUUAGUGCAUUGAGCGGCGCCUGGCGCAACGAAUAUCCAAUCGGAAACAAGGCCAUCGGCAACGCAACAAAAUCAGCAGUCAGCAGAGCUAGUGCAGCAGCAGCCGCAGCAGCAGCAACGCCACUCGGCAAUGGAGAGCGGGAAAAGGCAGGAGAACGGGAACGAGAACGAGAACGGGAAAGGGAAAGGCAUCGUGAGCCGGCUCAACACAAGCAAGCCAGACAGGAACUGGAGGCAGUGAUGCGCAAGCCGGCGCACACCAGCGAGGAGAAAUAUCGCAUUCUCGAUGCCCGCGACAAAUUGUUGCGCCUGAAUCAGCGACGCGGCACAUCGGCAACGGAUGCCCAGCGUCGAUUGCAGGGCCACUGCCCGGACAUGUGCCCCGAAAAGGAGCGGGUGCUUCGCGAAUUUCAGCGCCAGGUGGCCGUCUACGAGCUGCAGCCAAACUCCGAUGAGCUAAUAUCACACGAACUGGCACUUAAACAAUAUUCGCGCAGCAGCGCCGAUCAGGAGACGCCGUUGCCGCACGAGCUGCGCGCCGAGCCGGCGCUGCACAUGACCAUGAGCUAUCUAAUGCACGAGAUAAUGGAUAUCAGUGAGCGACAGGAUACGCAUUUGGGCGAUUGGUUUCAUUUUGUUUGGGAUCGCACACGAUCCAUACGCAAGGAGAUUACACAGCAGGAGCUGUGCUCGCUGGACGCCGUCAAGCUGGUGGAGCAGUGUGCACGCUUUCACAUCCAUUGUGCGGCACGCCUGGUGGCCGAGGAUCCCAGCGUCUUCGAUACGAAAAUCAAUGCCGAGAAUCUAACGAAAUGCUUGCAAACGCUCAAGUACAUGUAUCAUGAUCUGCGACUCAAAGGCGUCCAAUGUCCACGUGAAGCCGAAUUUCGUGGCUAUAUUGUGCUGCUCAAUCUGGCGGAUGCGAACUUUCUCUGGGACAUUGGCCAGCUGCCGGUCGACCUGCAGAAUUGUCCGCAAAUCCGACGUGCCAUUCAAUUCUAUUUGGCACUGCACGAUACAAAUUUUGUGCGCUUCUUUCAGCUGCUGCGAGAACCGGAGACCAGCUACUUGAGUGCCUGCAUCCUGAUCACAUACUUUCUGCGCCUGCGCAUUCUCGCCCUGCAUCGACUCGUCCAGGCCUAUCGGGCGCCACGCAAAUAUGAAUUCUCCUCGCUGCCAGUCAGCUAUAUACGCCAAAUGCUGCUCUUCCCCACUGACGCCGAGGCAGCCGAAUUUGCCGGCUGCUGCGGUCUCAAUGUCAACCAAAUGGAUCGUGUCGAACUCACUCGCAUCCACUCGCCGGAGCAUUACAAGCUGCGCAGACAGAUCGAGCUGGUGGAAUCGAAGCGUCAGCAGAGCGUUGGCGAAUGCAUCUGCGGGGAACCGCUGCCGCCGAAAGCUCUGUACUUAAAUCAUCGGCCGCACAACAGCUUCAAUGAGCAGGGCUAUCUGAAGAGCAGCGCCUGGACUGCCCGGGAUCAGUUGGACAAUGGCGGCACACUGGAGGCGGAGGAGCAGGAGCAGGCGGACAAUGAUAAAGCAACAAUAAACGGUGCAAACAUGGACAAAGAAUCGUCUAAGCUAAUAGCAACACAGCAGCCAAUCGCACAAAUUGAUAAUCUGUUCAAGGUGCCGCUACUCUCGGCGCCAAUUUCGCCCAGGAACAAGGCAACGACACCGCCGCCACCGAUGCAACCGAUUUUGCAGCAGCCACCACAGCUGCAGUUGCAGCCAGCGCAGAUGAGCAGGCCUGGUUUCAGUUUUGGGCUGGCUGCACCGAGCAGCGCUGGUUUCGGGGCAAAGGCCGGCCCGCAGAGUUUCGGCAUUGGCCCAGCCAAGACGAUGCCCGCAAAUACGGCCGCUGUGGCAGACCAAUUGCGUCAGCAAAAGGCCGCCGAUGAUGCCAAACUGGCAACAUUGCAGCAAGCAAUAGCGGCGGCUAAGCAGCGCGAACUGGAGCUGGUUGAGCUGCAAAAGGCAAAGGCGGCACAGGCGGAACGUGGUCGCCAGGAGCGUCAGCUUAAGCAGCGGCUGGCCAAAGAGGAGCAAAUGCGCGAGCAGCUGGCCAGGGAGGAGCAGGCGCGUCAGCAACAGGCAGCCGCAGCAGCAGCAGAGGCCGCAGCGGCUGCAGCCGCAGCUGAGGCACAACGCCAGCGACUAAAGCGUCGCCAGCUGCAGCUGGAGGAGCGAAGCCAACAGUUGCUGUGCGAACACAUCGAUCAGCAGGUGGAGCGCCUGUGCCGACAGGAAUGGCAACUGCACAAGAACACAAUGGAUCUCUAUCAAACGCUGGUGGACCAGCAAAUCGCUGCGCUUGCCGAGGAGCAAGUGAUGCGCGCCAAUUACGAGCUGGGACUGAUGCGUCACUAUUGGCGACGCUGGCGCAGCUAUCGACAUGUCCAGCAGCACAAGGAUGCCCUCUUUGCGUGUCUGCCACUCAGCUUUUCUGCCGUGCUGCCGGAACAACUGAUGGAUGCCAGAGAAUUGGAGCAGCCGUUGCGUCUGAUGCGUCGCUAUCGUCAGGGCGAAUCGUGCGACUUUAGCCGACUGCUGGCGGGCAUGGACGAUCACUGCUCCCUCAAACUGGAUCUGUGGGAGCUAUUGGCGCGCACACUGCAACAGCAGCAAUGCCAGCAGCAAUUGAUGCCAGCUGCGCGUCACUAUUUCAAGCUGCUGCUAUCGCUGCCCGAGGGCAGCUUUGGCCUCGUCGUCGAGCAUGCCCUGGAUCACGGUCUGCUGCGUCAGUCGGCGCAAAGCGAUGCCCAAGCAUCCGCCAACAGCGAGUGCUAUAUGCAUGGACUCGCCAACGGUGUGGCGCUCUGCGUCCACAAACUGAAGGGGAUGCCAAAGCAGCAGCAGCUGCAGCAGCUGGCUGAUGCCGAUGGCAUCAUUUUCUUUGUGGAUGCCAAACAGAUGGAGGAGGCACGGCAAAGAUUGCACCAUUUAUGCAGCAAUAGUGGCUGCGGUUACGUGGCACUCAUUGUCCAGCAGCAGGAGGAGAUGACGCAGCACCAUCAGCUGGCGAAGCAAUUGCACUUGGACACUUUAAGAUCCUAUCGCAUCUACAAUACCCGAACUGUGGCGCGUGGCAAACAGAAGCUGCAAUUGGUUGCGCUGCUGCAAUGCGGCGUUCAGUUUUUGGCCAAGCAGCGGCAUCGCAGUCGCGGCAUGCUGCAACAAAUGCCGUUGCACGAAUGGCUGUUGCAUCAUUUGAGCGACGAGCUCUUUUGCCGGCUGCGUUAUGCAUGCCAACAGGAUGCGGCAUUUGGACGCAACUGUUCGCAGUCACCGCAGUUCUGCGCCCAGUUGUACAAUGAGGCAGUGCGUCGCCUGCAGCUGGUGGCAAGCGAGCGGCUAGAUAAGCUACCGCAGCUGCCGCAAGAGUUGCGCUGCUAUGUGGAGCCAAUGACAACAGCAUCGGCCGGUCUGCCCAAUCGACUCGAGUACUUUAUCGACGGCUGGCAGUCGCCGGAGAAACGCGAACAGAUUGUCCAGCUGCUGGAGCAGGCGAAGUUGCCGCAAAUGUUGCCACUGCCGCCGCAGCAGCAGCAUCAUCAAGUUUGCGAAUGGCUCCUCAACUAUGCCCAGCUGAGUGCUGAGGAGACACACGUCGAGACGCUGGCAUUGAGUGCCAUACAAACGUUGGAGCUGCAGUUGCACGCGGGCAACGUGAACUGUCUGGACAUUGUGGAGAUCUUUGCCAGGGAACGGUUGCUCUUCGUGCUGCGUCGCAACCAAUCUGGCCUGCCAUCUGCCAUUGUCUACAAGCGCGAAACCAUGCAGAGCUCCUUUCAUAAUCACUGGUACUACGACCACCAGCCAGAAGAUGCGUCAACAGCAACAGAACACGAACAGCAGCAGCAGCAGCAUCAGGAUCAGGAGCUGGAUCAAGCGACACCAACGGAACAAUACAUAUUUGAGGAGGUGCUGGAUCAGGCACAGAGCGCGCUUGACAAGUACCAGGAGCAGCGCAUCGAGCGCAAAACCUUAACCGUUUUAAAUCAGCCACUGGACCAACUGGACAAAGCGGAGCGGGCAAUGGACCGCUUAGAUCGUGAUUAUAUCGCGACGCACAGCACAGCAGAUUAUCAGCGAGAUCAAUACCAACUAGCUGAGAAUCGACCAACGAAGCCGUCCAUUAAGCGACAACGCCUCAGUUCAGCCGCUGAUGAUUCCAUUGCGACCUUGGAUCGCACCGAGCGGCUUCUAAAUGAGAGCCAAACGAGCGAACAGCGACGCCGUCAAGUUCUGCAACGUGCCAAGAAAUAUUUAUAACCACUGCCGCAUUUCCUAUUCUGUAAUACAUGUUUUCAAUUUAUAAUAAAUGUUGUAAUACGUUUGAAUGUGUCCAUAUUGCAAA
Messenger RNA from Drosophila grimshawi, 4870 nucleotides. It is a transcript of the gene xmas, whose product is annotated as protein xmas-2. Lineage: Eukaryota; Metazoa; Arthropoda; Insecta; Diptera; Drosophilidae. The transcript has 3 exons. Bases 202 to 4785 code for a protein of 1527 amino acids. Gene Ontology annotation, biological process: mRNA export from nucleus. Gene Ontology annotation, molecular function: nucleic acid binding. Gene Ontology annotation, cellular component: transcription export complex 2; nucleus; cytoplasm. The record is from RefSeq and is a predicted model, not a curated record.